Pollicipes pollicipes is the source of this 1122-nucleotide messenger RNA. RefSeq names its product putative methyltransferase NSUN7. The transcript is spliced from 6 exons. The coding region runs from base 91 to 1122 and encodes 343 amino acids. The record is from RefSeq and is a predicted model, not a curated record. Lineage: Eukaryota; Metazoa; Arthropoda; Thecostraca; Pollicipedomorpha; Pollicipedidae.
AAUUUCUAAUGGCGAACUCGUCUGUGUGUGGGUUUCACAGAGAAAUAACGUAGUCCCGUGGUGGAGCUCGCCAGCAUUGAGCGAGCAGCAAUGGCGGACACAUAUGCAAUGCCUCGACUUCCCUUGGACAAAGGGGAAUUUUUCCCCGCCCCAAUGGCCGUCAUGCCACCACGUCCCGGCACACCUGGUUCUGUGCAUUUGACCUCUUCGGUGACCUUGACCUCUCGCCUGCCUCAUGACCUCAGUCGACUUUCUGCCACCUCGCUCAUCACCCUCCAGCUAGCUGAGAGAGUGCCGCUACGCACCUUCUACGACGGACUCUUCCGCUUCCCCUGCCGGUAUGGCGUACAGCUCUACAGAAAAGCCGCAGAAAUCUUUGACAGACUGCAAAGCGGCUACGUUCCAGGCAGCAAAUGCAAUCUGGUGGUUGAAGACAUUGAAUUCAGCAGUAAUGAAGAGAAGAAGCUCGCAUUUGAGCUGGCAUACGCGGCCAUGAAAUAUGAAGACGUAUUGCGCCAGACCUUGAAUGACGUGGGAUUCGUCGCUAAAUACCCCGAGUUCCAGGACGACCUGAGCCUGGCGGCAGUGAUGCUGUACGACUACCAGGACCGGCGGUUCCAGCGGCGUCGGCCACUCAGCUCCGAACGCCGCCAGCCGCGCCACCGUCGGCUGGAGGAGGCGCUGUUCCAGCUGCGCACCCGGCUCUCGGCGGCGCUGGCCAGGAUCCGGAUCCUGCACGACGCGCCCAGCCUGCGGACCCUGCUGCCGGCCGACCUGCAGCCGCGCGAGACGGCCAAACACCGGCCCCUGCACUGCUGGCUCAACGGCAACAAGGCCAGCUCGCAGGAGGCACUGGACAGCCUGUGGUCAACCUUGAAGGUGCUGCAGCCGGGGUUGUCCAAGACCGACUUCCAUCACGACAAAGACUUCCCAGAUCUGCUAAUUUUCGAACCCGGCUGGAAGGAAACUAUAGAGAAGACGUCCACUUUCAAAACCCGAUGGAUAGUGCUGCAGGAGAAGGCCUGCUGCCUGCCGGCGUACGCGUUGGUGCAGGAGCUGCGCCGGCUGUGGCAGCGCGAGCCCGAGCUGCGCGGGAGCCUGCUGCACUGUCUGCAGCGCUGA